AUGUUCCGGGAAGACUGUGAGACGGUGCGGUUCAGCCUGCGGUGCCGCUGCUGUGACAAAUCCUUCAGUAAUCGUUCCAACCUGCAGCGCCAUCUAGCCUCGCAAGCCAACUACCGCCCUUACUCCUGCCCCGUGUGUUCCAAGGCCUUCGCUCGCAAGGACGUCCUCAAGAGGCACGUGAUGAAGCACAACUUGUCCCAGUCCCUGCACGCCAUCCUCACCGAGCCCCCGGGGAUCGUGUCGCUCGGUAGUGUUCUUAGUAGCCGUGCCAUCCAGUCAUCAAAGACAGUCACAAUGCAGUACAUACGCUCUCGUUACGUCACACAGUCACGUGGUACUGUCCUGCGCCACUGCCCAACUCCAAACAAAGAGACAGCGUGGCUUAGUAAUGUACCCAAAGCUCUCCCAAGGUCCAGUAUGCUCUCUAAAGUUUUCAGUAAUACUCUAAAGCUAUUCCAAAGUCACUACAGCUCUUUAUGUAAUGGCCUGAAGCUCUCAGAACUCCUUCACAUCCUAGUCCCCCAAAAUCUCACCAGUAUUACUCCUAAGCUGUACCCUGAAAUCACCAGCAUCUUUGUAAAUCAGAUGAGCACUAAGGUCAUUGGAAGCUUUGGUUUAAGUCCUCAGCUGUACCUAGAUCUCAUGGUGAAUUGA
This is a messenger RNA of Portunus trituberculatus (swimming crab), 654 nucleotides long. Its product is annotated as zinc finger protein Xfin-like. The record is from RefSeq and is a predicted model, not a curated record. Gene Ontology annotation, molecular function: sequence-specific DNA binding; DNA-binding transcription factor activity, RNA polymerase II-specific. Lineage: Eukaryota; Metazoa; Arthropoda; Malacostraca; Decapoda; Portunidae. Gene Ontology annotation, biological process: regulation of transcription by RNA polymerase II. Gene Ontology annotation, cellular component: nucleus. The transcript has 6 exons. Bases 1 to 654 code for a protein of 217 amino acids.